Messenger RNA from Staurois parvus, 501 nucleotides. Lineage: Eukaryota; Metazoa; Chordata; Amphibia; Anura; Ranidae. The record is from the annotation of a GenBank genome assembly.
AUGAAAAUCCUGGAUAUGUUGAAGGAUAACAUUAAACAGCCUAUAUGGAUAAAUGCUGAUAUACUAACAGGUCCUGGAGGAAUUGCCAAGCCAGUAGAUGCCAGAGAAUUCCUACAGACUGUGUCAUUAUUUUUCCCAGAUGUAACAUUGUCAUUGGGUUGGACUACUGGAUGGCUGCCAGGCCAAAAAAAUGAAGGAUACAGCUGGGAGAUGGCUAGAGAAAUGGCAGAGAUAUGUAAUACUUUGAGCCAACAAGUGACUUUCCCAGUGAGGGCGGCACUAGUGAGACAGUCCUGGCCUGUGCUGCAGUGGCUGUUGCAGACCUCAGACAGGUACAGCUUGACUGUCUGGGCUGGCAAAGACGACAUCUACUCAGUGGAGGAUCUGUUAUACAUCCGAGAACACUCUAGGGAGCACCAGAUAUUUUAUGAUUUAUUUGAGCCUCACAAGAGUCAAUUCAGAGAUACCGUGGAUCAGAAAUUUGAAAAGCAACUCUCUUAA